AUGUCGUUUUACAACAACGACAGCAGCAACUACGAGGCUGCGCCCACCGAGCCGCCGCCCUCCUACGAUUCCGUCGACAAGCAACCCGCCCCCGUCGCCGGCGGAGCACCAGCGCCACCGAGGCCUGGACAGCCGCGCGCACCGCUGCCCCUCGAGCUGUCCGCCUUGACGAACCUACGUGGCAAGAGAGUGAUCCUGGCCUCGGGUUCUCCGCGACGGAGACAACUGCUCGCUCAAAUCGGUCUCCGCGACCUCGAAGUCAUCCCCUCGGCGUUCCCCGAAGAUCUGUCCAAGACGCUCGCUCCCUUCGAAUAUGUGCUGCAGACGGCGACGCAGAAGGCCAUGACGGUGUACGAGCAGGAGAUCGACAACAAGGAGAAGGGCGAGCCGGCGCUGAUCAUCGCCGCCGACACCGUCGUCGUCGGCCACUAUGGCGAGAUCCUGGAGAAGCCGCGGUCGGAGCGCGAGCACGUUGAGAUGCUCAAGAGCCUGCGGGACCACGGCGAGCACAAGGUCUUCACCGCCGUGGCGUGCAUGCGGCCGCUGGAGAGCGCCAGGGACCCGGGCUACGCUAUGAAGACGCAUGUGGAGGACACGACGGUCAAGUUCGAUAAGUCGAUCACGGACGAGCUGAUCGUUGCGUACGUCAGAACAAGGGAAGGCGCCGACAAGGCCGGCGGCUACGGCAUUCAGGGAAUCGGCUCCAUCCUGGUCGACCGGAUAGAGGGCACGUUUGACAAUGUUGUCGGCCUGCCGCUGAGGGCUACCUUGAAGCUUAUCGAAGAUGUCACGAAGUCCGAGGAGGAGAUGGAGGAAGAAUUGGCUGAGGCCGAUGUGAACAUUUUGUGA
Molecule: messenger RNA, 849 nt
Organism: Diplodia corticola
Lineage: Eukaryota; Fungi; Ascomycota; Dothideomycetes; Botryosphaeriales; Botryosphaeriaceae
Product: septum formation protein
Exons: 3
Coding region: 1-849 (282 amino acids)
Molecular function (GO): nucleoside triphosphate diphosphatase activity
Source: RefSeq, a predicted model, not a curated record